CCCAGCGAUGGCGCUGCUCUAGGCUGGCCGGUGCGGGGAUCCCUCUCCACAUCCUGUAGGUGGGAAGAGCUCCGGUGAGUGGAGGCACCAGGCGAGUGCGGAGGAACCCGAUCCUGCCUUUGUCAUUAUACCACGGUACUAGCAUCUCCAAAAUGUUGGAGUCUCUACUGAAGCUGAACUGCACCUUCUGGGCUUUCUUUGGGGAAUCUCAUCCUGCCAUUUUGUGCCAAGCCUCAGCAGCCUGAACACAAUGAGAUACCCAGCCCAAUCUUACCCUCUGCUCAUCCCCAAGGUGACUCACUGAGAUGAAAGACAGAAAGUGGGAGAACAAGAGUUGCAUUCUGGAAUUGACAACUCAUGGCACACACUGUUAGAGAAUGCUGGUUGGCACUUAUCUUUUUGUUGAUGUGGCUGUUGAUUAAAGCAAAUAUAGAUGUGUGUAAGCUUGGCACCGUGACUGUCCAGCCUGCCCCCGUGAUCCCACUUGGAUCAGCUGCCAAUAUUUCCUGCUCUUUGAAUCCCAAACAACGCUGUUCAAAUCAUCCCAGUUCUAACAAAUUAACCCUCUUAAAGUUUGUCAAUGAUGUCCAUGUCGAAAAUCUCCAUGGCAAAAAAGUCCAUGACCACUCUGGUCACUCCUCCACAUUUCAAGUCACCAACCUGUCCCUUGGUAUGACCUUGUUUGUCUGCAAGCUAAACUGUAGCAACUCUCAAAAGAUGCAACCAGUACCAGUGUGUGGGGUGGAGAUCUCAGUUGGUGUUGCUCCAGAGCCACCUCAAAACAUAUCAUGUGUCCAGGAAGGAGAACAUGGAACUGUAGCCUGCUCCUGGAACUCUGGAAAAGUUACCUAUCUGAAAACCUAUUACACUUUACAGUUGACUGGACCAAAUAAUCUGACCUGUCAGAACCAAUGUUAUUCUGACAAUCGUCAGAGUUGUAGUCAUCUGGAUCUUGGGAUCAAUCUAACUCCUGAUUUAACUGAAUCCAGAUUCAUAGUCCGUGUUACUGCCAUCAAUGAUCUUGGAAAUUCUUCUUCACUUCCGCGUAUGUUCACGUUCUUGGACAUAGUGAGGCCUCUUCCUCCGUGGGAUAUCAGAAUCAACUUUCUAAAUGCUUCUGGGAGCAGAUGUACACUGAAGUGGGAAGAUGAGGGGCAAGUGGUGCUCAAUCGACUCAGAUACCAGCCUCUUAACAGCACAUCCUGGAAUAUGGUUAAUGCUACAAAUGCCAAAGGACGAUAUGACCUGCAAGAUCUGAGACCAUUUACAGAGUAUGAAUUUCAGAUCUCCUCUAAGCUUCAUCUCUCCGAAGGAAGUUGGAGUAAUUGGAGUGAGUCACUGAGAACAAGAACACCAGAGGAAGAGCCUGUUGGGACGUUAGACAUCUGGUACAUGAAACAAGACAUCGACUAUGACAGACAGCAGAUCUCUCUUUUCUGGAAGAGUCUGAAUCCAUCAGAGGCAAGGGGGAAGAUCCUUCACUAUCAGGUGACCUUACAGGAGGUGACAAAGAAAACUACACUGCAGAAUACUACAAGACACACCUCUUGGACUGGGGUCAUUCCCAAAACUGGGACUUGGAUUGCAUCCGUGUCUGCAGCCAACUCGAAAGGCGCUUCUGCACCCACUCGCAUUAACAUAGUGGACCUGUGUGGCACUGGGUUGUUGGCUCCUCACCAGGUCUCUGCAAAGUCAGAGAACAUGGACAACAUUAUGGUGACCUGGCAGCCUCCUGGGAAAGCUGCCUCUGCUGUUCGGGAGUACAUAGUGGAAUGGAGGGCUCUCCAACCAGAGAGCAUCAUUAAGUUUCCCCCACACUGGCUUCGGAUCCCCCCCUACAACAUGUCUGCUCUACUUUCAGAGAAUAUAAAGCCCUAUAUCUGUUAUGAGAUCCAGAUACAUGCACUGUCAGAGGACCAAGGAGGGUGCAGCUCCAUCCGGGGUGACUUCAGGCACAAAGUGCCACUGAGUGGCCCUCAUAUCACUGCCAUCACAGAAAAAAAGGAAAGCCUUCUUAUUUCCUGGACCCACAUCCCAUUCCUGGAGCAAAGGGGCUGCAUCCUCCAUUACAGAAUAUACUGGAAAGAACGAGACUCUACAGCACAACCUGAGCUCUGUGAAAUUCAAUACAGACACUCUCAAAAUUCACAUCCAAUAAGCAGCCUACAGCCCAGGGUGACAUAUGUCCUAUGGAUGACAGCUGUGACAGCUGCUGGUGAAAGUCCCCAAGGAAAUGAAAGGGAAUUUUGUCCACAGGGCAAAGUCAACUGGAAAACAUUCGUGAUAUCAAGCAUUUGCAUCGCUAUCAUCAUGGUGGGGACUUUCUCAAUUCGUUACUUCCGACAAAAGGCAUUUACUCUCCUUUCUACUCUCAAACCUCAAUGGUAUAGCAGAACCAUUCCAGAUCCAGCAAAUAGCACUUGGGUAAAGAAGUUUCCCAUUAUGGAGGAGCAGAUCCAGCCACCUACGGACGAUCUACUGAUGGCCUGGCCCACUCCUCAAGAGCCUGAGCCCCUGAUCAUCAACGAAGUCCUCUACCAAAUGAUCCCAGUCAGGCAACCUUAUUGCUUCAAAAGAGGACAAGGGUUCCAAGGUUACUCUACGUCCAAGGAAGACAAAAUAUAUAUUGCCACCAAUCCACAAGCUGCAGGAACUCUCAGAGCUGAGACGAGACAACUAGUGAAUCUAUACAAGGUGCUAGGAAGCAGGGACCCUGACUCAAAACUGGGCAGCCUGACCAGCCCCUUGACAGUCACCCCAGUGAACUACCUUCCUAGCCAUGAAGGCUAUUUACCAUCCAACAUAGAAGACCUCUCCCCACAUGAGGCUGAUUCAACUGAUUCUUUAGAGCUGGAGCAUCAACAUAUUUCUCUUUCCAUUUUUGCAUCAAGUUCUCUCCGCCCACUCACCUUCUGUGGUGAGAGGCUGACUCUAGAUCGGUUAAAGAUGGGCUAUGACUCCCUCCUGAGUAAUGAGGCUUGAUACCUAGAAAGUCAAUGUGCCCCAUAGUAGAUUUACAAAGGCAGCACAAUAUAUCUAUUUGCCCAGGUCCAGUGGUCACCAUCUUCAGUAGUAUCAAGCCUGUCUAUAGCCCUAGGACAGUACAGACAAGCCAGCUGUCUCUGGAUUAAGUUAGCUUCACCAUAGGGACUUAAGGGAUAAGGAGGUAAGACAGCAACACUGAUGAACAAUAUAGAAGGACCCCCCCAAGAUAGUCAUGCUCAUUUGUCACACACACACCAUGUGUUUCACCUUUAACAUCUGUCAAUCACCAUCCGCUUAAUGAAGAAUUGCCUCUGUGCUUUUACUCCAUGUAACUUCUGUUAUAGCAUGCACUGCCUUCAACACCGGUUAUCUCUGGUCUAAAACAGACUUAGCUGUUUAUUCAUAACUAUGGCCUGACCCAGCAUGCUCUCCUAUCAUAGCAAUGGCAGAGCCCAGCAUCACUUGAAAGGUCCAAGACAGUUUUUUCUUAAGUAUGAACCCUAUCUCCACCCCAUCCUCGCCAGUAACACUACUUUUCUGUGUCUGGUAUUUUCAUUUAACAAAGUAUCUAUUGCAAAUCUGUAUUUCCUUUUCUAACCUAACAAAUUAGCAAUCUGACCAUGUAACCCAACCUAGUCCUGCAGACUGCUCUUAUUUUUUGUUUACCAAACUUCCUAUGCACCUCUAGAAAUUGAAGAUCAGUUUGCAUAUAAACAUCCUUAGUCCACUGCCAUGAUAAGGCUACCUGUUCUCAGGGCAAUUCACUAGCAAUGUAGUGAACUCCUGCUGUUUUCUUGCUAUAUUUUCUCUUCCCUCAAAGCCCUAGGUGAUAUUUAAUUCCUCUUAAGGUUUCUCAACUCAUUAAAAGACCCAUGUUAAGGCUGAAAGCCUCUUCCAUACUUUCCUUCAUAAGAUUCUCUUGUCCCUUAGUAUUAGACUACAACCAACUUGGCAAGGGCUUCCCAGUAUAGUGCCUAUUUGUGUCACCUGUCAUCACUGUUCAGCUGGCUUGUUUCCCACCCUCUACUCUAGCACAAGCUUUCAUAAGAACUACUGAAAAUUUCACACGCAGGUGGGGGGGGGGAGGUUAUACUUUUAAUGUACAUUAAGAAUGUAUCACUUUGCCUGAUCUCUCAAUGAAUGUCAGAGGGCUGUAUAACGUUUCCUGUAACCUUUCCUGACCAUUCCAAGUAAUUUCUGUGAUUUCUUGCAAAACGUCUUCCCUUGAUCCCCAGAUAAAACUCCAAGCUUCAAGUCUUUCA
Grammomys surdaster is the source of this 4247-nucleotide messenger RNA. RefSeq names its product interleukin 12 receptor subunit beta 2 (gene Il12rb2). Lineage: Eukaryota; Metazoa; Chordata; Mammalia; Rodentia; Muridae. The transcript is spliced from 17 exons. The record is from RefSeq and is a predicted model, not a curated record. Gene Ontology annotation, biological process: cytokine-mediated signaling pathway. Gene Ontology annotation, cellular component: signaling receptor complex; membrane; external side of plasma membrane. Gene Ontology annotation, molecular function: cytokine binding; cytokine receptor activity. Bases 358 to 2982 code for a protein of 874 amino acids.